Ectocarpus siliculosus is the source of this 3366-nucleotide messenger RNA. NCBI's taxonomy places the organism in Eukaryota, Phaeophyceae, Ectocarpales, Ectocarpaceae. The record is from the annotation of a GenBank genome assembly.
AUGGAUGGGGACGGUAUGGGGCACCCGGCCUCUAUGUGCCACGAGUGCGACGAGCACACCCUGCACGAGCCCGACGACGUCCUCACCUGCCUAGAGUGCGGCUACACCGCCUGCGGGUCCCCCCCCCGCCGCCACAUGCUCCGCCACUGCCUCACCCAGCCGGGGGACGGCCACUGCUUCGCCGCCAGCCGCGAGCGCGCCGAGAUCUUCUGCGCGCGGUGCUGCGACUACGUCUACGACGUGGAGUUCGACACCGCCGUGUCCCGCGUCGACGACAGCUUCGGCCUGCACACGGAGUGGGACAACGGCGGCGGCUGGGGGGCCGGCGGCGGUAGCGCCAGGGACGGGGAUGCCUGCGUCCGCGGGCGCCGGCGCCGGCGCGCGCGCGGGGACGGGUUUUACCGGGUGGAGCGGGCGUCGCCGCCGCCGGUGCUGCUGUCGCCGGCGAGAAGCCGACUGGUCGCUGCCGGUGUAAGGGGUAUGUUCAACCUCGGGAACACUUGCUUCAUGAGCUCUGUGCUGCAGGCGGUGCUCCACAUCUCUGUGAUGCAGUCGUUCUUCUCCGAGAAAGGCCACGAGCCGUCUCGCUGCGAGAAACUCCGCAAGGAGACCACCAAGCUGCGUAGUCAGAUCCUUCAGUACGACUCCAACGCGUCGUUUGAUAAUCAUCCGGGAGCUGGCAGAGGCAGUGCGGGGGGAGGGGGGAAGGAUGGUGGGGGUUCGGAGAAGAUGACGAUUGCCAAGAAAAUCGGGGAGUACUGCAUCGCGUGCGAGCUUGCCCGGCUGUUUCAUGACAUGUUCUCGACAGAAGCCGCCGCCGCUACGCUCGGAGACACGGAGCCGUACGUGCCCCACCGGCUCCUCGAGGCCGUGUGGAGCGCGUCGGAGUUUCUGGCCGGGUACGAGCAGCAGGACGCGCACGAGUUCUUGAUCGCCGUGCUGGACAGCCUCCACGGACACCUGGACCGCGCCGCCAGGGACGAGUCGAACGCGCCGGUGCUUCGGCGCACGCUGGCGGCCCACAAGCUGCGCGCCAAGCAGAAGCAGAAGAAGCAGGAGGCUGCUGCGGCGGCAGCGACGGCGGCGGCGACGGCUGCUACGGCCCAAGAGUCGAAGGGACAGCUGCCGUCUCAACCACCAAAGAAGCAGCAGAAGCAGCAGCAGCAGCCGAAGAAGGCAGGAAAGCAAAACGGCGGCGGGAAGAGCAGCGGUGGCGCGACGCAGCAGCCGCCGCCGUCGGCGGCAGCGGCGGCGAAAGCGGCAAAGGCCGCGGCGAAGGCGGCGGCCGGGGGAGGGAAGGGUGAAGGCGAGACGGCAAAGAACAGCCGGAAACGCAGCCGGAGCGCUAGCGGCGUGGCGCCGGAGGCGGCUGCCGCUACUGCUUCCGCGUGGGAGGGCCGGCCACCAUUACCCGGAGGCCACAACAGCGGGGACGGCCACGAGAGGGGUUGCGCACCCCCGGGACACCCUUCUGCUACAGGCUGGCAAGGAGAAAACGGUGCCCCGCAUCCCGCUACGUCGGCAUGGCAGUCCAAUGGUGAUAGCGGUGGCGAUAUGUUCGCGCAAUCUGAGCACGCGAACGGUUUUUCGGCGUCUUCGUCAUCCUUUCCGUCAAACAGAAACGCUCUGCCUCGCGCGACUACAGCCGGACGGGGCGGCUAUAACGACGGCGAAACGGUGUGGACAGAAGACCGAUGGGGAGGGGAAGAAGAGGAAGGGGCGGCGGCAAGAGCUAAGGUUGGCAAUGGCACUGCCAAGAAUGGGAGUAUGUUGAACGGCCAGUGUCUGGAGGACCUAAACCUGGCUGGAUUCGUCCAGGAGGUUUUCGCCGGGGUUACUCGUUCGGACGUCGUGUGCACCGCUUGCGGGCAUGUUUCGUGCACAUAUGAGCGUUUCCUCGAGGUGUCGCUGCCGGUACGCCCCGGUGAACAUGAGAGGCGUCAGCAGCAGCAACAACAAGAGGAGAGGGAGAAGCUGGAGCAGGAGAAGCUGGAGCAGGAGAAGAAGCAAGAGGCGGGGCAGACGCAGGGACGCAUGCAGGAAAACGGGGUAGCGGGAUGUUCUGUGCCUAGCUCAACGGCGCGAACGGAGAACGGUGGCGGGGUGCCGGCGAAGGCGGCGGCGAUUUUAGGGGUUGCCGACGAUGUCGCCUCCGCGACCGAGAUGCCCAAUAGCGGUAGUGCCGGGGUGACGGCCACCUCCCCUUCCUCCGCCUCUUUGUCUUCCUUGUCGUCUCUGUCCUCCUCCGCGUCAUCGUCGCUACCCCCGUCGGUACAAGGGGCGCAGGCACCGCCGGCCAGCGCACUACGUCCCGCCACCCCUACUUCUAGCUCGGCACAGCCUCGGCAACAACAAGUCGACCCAUCGUCGGGAAGGAGCAGCCCGGCAGGGAGUUGCGCCGGCGGCGGCAGCUGCAAGGAUAACGACCCGCCGCCGAGCGAGGCGUCGCAGGCAACGACGCCGAGCACCGGCCGCGUAUCCCCGGCGUCCGCGACUUUCUCUGACGACGGAAGCGGUCGCUUCUCGAGCGCCGCCGCCGCCGCCCCCGCGCUAGACGCAGGGGAAGGAAGGGCGUCGCCGACCCGGAACCAGCAGCAACCGGCCGCCGCUGCCGCCAAGGAGGAGAAGAGAAGGGCAUCGCCCUCUCCCAGGAGGGCGGGCGGGGGGAGGCGCGGCGGCAGCAAGAGCAGGAGUGUUGCGACGGGACCGACCCGGAGCAUCACCGACUGCUUCGCGAGGUUCGCGGCGAGGGAGAGCUUAACCGUGCGCAUGGCGUGCGACUCGUGCUCGGCCGCGUCCGUGUGCAAGACCAAGCAGAUGUCGUUCUGCUCGCUCCCUCGGGUGCUCGUCCUGCACCUAAAGCGCUUUGACGCCAUGGCCGACAGAAAGAUUGACGACUUCGUGAGCUUCCCAGCUAGAGGCUUGGACAUGGGCAAGUACCUCACCGGCUGGCCGGCAGCUGCGGCCUCGUCGAGCGCGGGAGGGGUGACUUCCGGAGCAUCCCCGUCCUCUUCACCUCCUCUGGAUACCGGGACAGCAAAGGGCGCCCCCCCCGCCACCCCGGCCGCGGCCGGCGCAAAGGCUGAGCUUUCGGGCGACGUGCCGGCGCCGUCCCUGCCCUACGACCUCCUUGCGGUGGUGAACCACUCGGGCGGCAUGGCGCAGGGGCACUACACGGCGUUCGUGAAGGAGAUCGGCCGCUGGUUCCGGUUCGACGACACGUGGGUGCAUGAGGUGGAAGAGGAGGAGGUCCUGUCCAGCGAGGCCUACAUCCUCUUCUACUUCCAGAGGGGCGCCGACGCGGCCUGGAGGCCGACGCCACCGGCGGCGGCCACAAACGGAAAGAGGCGUUUGUCGGUACCUUAG